UAAUUGAAUUUACCAUGUCUCAUCACAGAAUACGGAUACACAUAAGAAGGAUAUUGGAUCAUCAUUGGGGCACUACCAAUAUUGCUAAUCAAAGACAUAGUCGGAUUUUAAAAGUGCAGGACUCCAAUCUGGGGGCGUCUAUGCCUUUGUUGGUUGAUCCAAAUAGUUCAAUAGCCGCUUGCCUUAUUCACCGUUUUUACCGUCUUAUAAAUUCAUUAGAAAUUCGAACAUAUUGUGACAAAACACUAUAUGGAAACUAUCUUAUAAAAGCAAGCCAGCUCGACUUCCAAGCACAUGGUCUAAAUACCUCAAAUUAUUACUUUCGUGAGGUAUCUUCGUCUCUUCAAAAAAAUUAUUUUAAGCCUAAUGGAUCGAGUAGCCGGAAAAUCUUUAUGGCUUUGAAGGAGAGUGGGCAAACCGCAGAUUCUGAAAAACCGUUUAAACCAGGCGAGUCAGCCGUAUCGGAUUCAUUGGUGACCGAGAAAAAAACAGAACCAGUUGUAGCCGAAGAUAGUCAGUCAGCUAACUCAAAUUCAUCCUUGGACGAUCGAGAUACUCAAGAGCUGAAUGAUUGGCCCCCGUUCGGUCGAUUUCCAAUAUCCUUUAUUGCCCUUUCGAUAGCAUUUGCCGUGUGGUACGGAUAUACCUGCUUUGUAAUGCGAGAAGAAAAAAUUAUUGAUAGAUAUGAAUUCAUAAUGUGGGGAGGAAAAAUGGAUCGAAUAUCGAACCUCAGAAAAUUGAAGAAAUAUUUGCUGUACAGUUACAUCGGCCUAGAUGUCACCCCACGCAUGGUACGAUUUGGCGUCGCAAGUGCUGUCUUGAGUGCUAUGAUGGAUCCUGAUCCUGAAGUACAACGUCUGGCAACUCAAGUUUUUUGUGGAUACACUUGUAACCCUACUACUCGCACCUUUUUAGCGGAAAAUUUAAAUGCACUUUUUUUUUUACGCAGAUUUGCCCAUUCAGACAACAUGUUUGUUUGGCAUGCAAUUAAGAAUUUAUCAGAGAAGAAUUCAAAGUUACUUGUAGAAAUAGCCUCAGAUGAAUUUAUAAUGGAAUCACUAUUCGACGGAUUGUGUAAAACAGGAAAUGCAGUCAACCAUCAAACGAUGCGCUCUCAACUCGGAUUACUGAGCAAUUUGUGUGAAUGCAAACAAAGUUGCGAAUUAUUGGCUCAGAAUUAUGCAGAAAAGAUACGUUCCUGGCUAAACCUAGAAUUUAUUCUUGAGCCCAUAAGUUUAUAUCAUAACUCGAAUAUUAGAGUUUGUUUGUCAAAAAAUGCAUCUGUUGCUUUUCCUCAAGCAGUUGAAGAGGUGCAAAAUUAUAAGCUUACCGAAAAGACAAGAGACACUUUUAUGAGUACUACUAUUUCUACACAGAUGAUCUUAUCCUUAUCUACUGGAAUUAUUUGGGCUGUUGCCAGAGGAAUGCAUUUACACCGUAAAUUUGCACCACUCAGCACCUCAGAAAAAGCGUGGAUACGAAGGGCCAUCUAUCUUUCACCUGUUGCUUCUGCAGUUCUCUCAAUGUCUAUCUAUGGACUAGAACAAUUCGCCAGUACCGUAAAUGACAAGCUGAGCUAUGAUUCUUUCCGUGAUAUUCGUAAAUCUGCUUUAGUUUUCAGCUUGCAGAUCCCCUUGUAUUGGCUAGGGAUAAAUUUCAUAGGCCCUUUUUGUAUACUUCCCUCGUUAAUUAGAGUGAGAUAUACAGAUGAAAGACCGACGCUUUAUUCGAUAUAUGAAAAAGAAAUCAAUGACAUAUUAGUAGGUCUGGGUAUUUUGGGCGAUAAAGUAUGGGAAGCUGUAGAUAGUGAUAGACAAAUGGACUCAAUAGCAAAUAUUGCAUUAAGCCAUGUGUUAUUGAAGAAAAAAACUAGUGAGCUAUCAAGUGAAAGUCGUUGGUGGAAGUUCUGGUAAAUCAUAAAAACGUCAAAAUUUUUUGUUUUUUGUAUAACAAAUAUUUGAGCGAGAUAUAGUUGAUUUUAAUGCAAACUUUAGGCAUCCAGUUCCUAGAGUUUGUGACAGCUGAAUUAAUUCAACUCAUACGAUAUAUUGAAGACUAACAGUAAAGCGAAAUAUGCCAUCUAUAUUGGUUCCUAUUGAUCAUUCAGCCUCUUCUAAACAUGCAUUGAAAUAUGCCAUCAAUAAAAUUUCUGGUUCUGGCGAUGAAGCCGAGUCUAGUCAAUUGCACCUUGUAAAUUUCUAUUCUUCCUGGGAUUAUCUCAAUGAUGAAUUUAACAAUGGAAAAACCUGGCUUUAUCAAUCUCUAUCUUUUUGUAAAGCUAACAAUGUGCGGUGACAGUUAAAAUUAUAGUCUAUUUUAUAAUAUUACUGUUGGGACAAUCUUGCUAUAUAAACCUAUAUAAACAGUGCUUACUUACGCCAAUGCUGUUUUUAGAUAACCGAUGUAAUUUCUCACCAAGAAGAGACAUCUGAUAUUUAUGGAGCUUUUAGUGAUUACGCAGAGAUGUAUAAAAUUGAUUGUAUUAUAGUUGGUGAUGACAGCUUUUCCGAAACAGCUAGUUAUGAUAAUUUAAUUUUCGCUUUUUUCAGCAGUAUUAGAAAUAUGUUCUCAAUUUCUCUGGCGAAAUAUUUAAAAAAAAAUACGCCAUGUAUUAUUAUCACUAUCAUGCCCGAUGGUCGUGUUAUCGAAGAUUAAUGUAUUUCGCAUCAGCGUGCAGAUCUCUGCUGCACCGCUGAUCUCAUG
This is a messenger RNA of Schistocerca gregaria, 2703 nucleotides long. RefSeq lists its product as uncharacterized. The coding region runs from base 15 to 1913 and encodes 632 amino acids. Lineage: Eukaryota; Metazoa; Arthropoda; Insecta; Orthoptera; Acrididae. The transcript is spliced from 4 exons. The record is from RefSeq and is a predicted model, not a curated record.